Anoplopoma fimbria (sablefish) is the source of this 2125-nucleotide messenger RNA. It is a transcript of the gene qrsl1, whose product is annotated as glutaminyl-tRNA amidotransferase subunit QRSL1. Lineage: Eukaryota; Metazoa; Chordata; Actinopteri; Perciformes; Anoplopomatidae. Gene Ontology annotation, biological process: mitochondrial translation; glutaminyl-tRNAGln biosynthesis via transamidation. Gene Ontology annotation, cellular component: glutamyl-tRNA(Gln) amidotransferase complex; mitochondrion. The coding region runs from base 102 to 1691 and encodes 529 amino acids. Gene Ontology annotation, molecular function: glutaminyl-tRNA synthase (glutamine-hydrolyzing) activity. The transcript is spliced from 11 exons. The record is from RefSeq and is a predicted model, not a curated record.
UGGAACGCUGGAUAAAGGAACCAACAUGGCGGCCCGCUAGAGCCGCACGCCGGGAGAAGGUUGUUGUUCGUUAGCGGGGUCGUUGCAGACCGACCGUCAACAUGCUCGCGAUGACGAUACGGGAGGUGUCUUUGGCGCUCAGGGAGGGAAGAAUCUCCCCGACAGAGCUCUGUAGGAAGUGUCUGACCCGCAUCAGGAAAACACAGCAUCUUAACGCUUACAUCACUGUGACGGAGGAGCAGGCACUGAAACAGGCUCGAGAAGCAGAAGCCAGACUGCUGCGAGGUGCCCCAAAAGGUCCUCUGGAUGGAAUCCCCUUUGCAGUAAAGGACAACUUCUGCACAGAAAAUAUCAAGACUACAUGUGCUUCCAGGAUGCUUAAAGACUACAUUCCACCCUACAAUGCUACAGUGGUCCAGAAGCUGUUUGACCAAGGGGCUGUCCUCGUGGGGAAGACCAACAUGGAUGAGUUUGCUAUGGGUUCGGGCAGUACUGACGGGGCUUUCGGCCCGGUGAGAAACCCCUGGAGCUAUGCUGCUCCCUACAGAGAGCGGACAGGGGCGGCGCCCGACUCCGACUGGGUCGUCACCGGAGGAAGUUCAGGAGGAAGUGCUGCCGCUGUGGCCUCGCUCACCAGCUACCUGGCUUUGGGCUCAGACACAGGUGGUUCGACUCGUAACCCUGCAGCACUGUGUGGUGUUGUGGCCCUGAAGCCCACUUAUGGUCUGCUGUCCCGACACGGUCUCAUCCCCCUGGUCAACUCCAUGGAUGUCCCCGGCAUUAUGACGCGCAGUGUCGGCGAUGCAGCUAUCGUGUUGGGUAUCCUCCAAGGCCAGGAUAUUAGAGACUCAACAACAGCUCCUGCUCCCUCGUCCCUGACAGAGCUACCCGAACACUUUGAUGUCAAGAACAUCUGUGUAGGCAUCCCUAAGGAGUACCACGCUCCUGGGCUGUCUGAGGAGACUCUGGCACAAUGGAGUCGUGUUGCUGACAUGUUUGAGAGGGCGGGUGCGCGGGUGAAGCAGGUAUCCCUCCCCCACACCCAGCAUUCCAUUGUGUGCUACCACGUCCUGUGCAGCGCGGAGGUGGCAUCUAACAUGGCCCGCUUUGACGGCCUAGAAUACGGCCAUCGUAGUGAGGUGGACAGCUCGACGGAGGCCAUGUACGCCUCGAGCCGACACGAGGGCUUCAACGAUGUGGUGCGGGGGAGGAUACUGUCUGGGAACUACUUCCUACUCAAACAGAACUACGACCGCUACUUUGUGAAGGCCCAGAGAGUCCGUCGACUGAUCGCAGACGACUUCAAACGCGCGUUCGCCUCGGGCGUCGACGUGCUGCUGACGCCCACCACCCUGGCAGACGCGGCCCGUUACUCUGACUUCAGACAGGAAGACAACCGUACGCGCAGCCUGCAGGAAGACGUCUUCACCCAGUCUGUCAACAUGGCAGGUCUCCCCGCCGUCUCUGUGCCAACCGCUUUAUCAAGCCGCGGCCUUCCCAUUGGUUUGCAGCUCAUAGGCCCCGCCCUACAGGACAAGAAGCUGCUCAGCGUCGCCCAAUGGAUCGAACAGAGGGUCGGGUUCCCCUCCAUCAGUGACUGUGGAGACGAGAGCGGGAAUGAGGUGGGAACGACGGAAAGAGAGCAGACUUCAGCUGCCACACAUAAUGGACUUAAUAAAGUGCAACUAUGAUGGACACUCUUAGCUUGUUUGCCUUUGCAGGAAUUGUUUUCAGGAAUGAAAAUAAUUACAACAUGGAUAGACUCAGUGCUUAAUAAUAUGCAUCAUAACUGAGAAAGGGAACAUUGUGUUCAAUCUGUGAACUGCUGCCGUGUGUGUUGUCAAAAGGUGGUGCUAUUAAAUAUAUGCAAGAUGGGCUAUUUAUUGAUAGAGUAAUAUUUAUUAUUCUUCAGUGUCCAUGCGUAGAUAUUUGUAUUAUCGUUGUGUAUUAUUGAAGGCACUGAAAAAACAGUCACCAAAUCAAGCACACACACAUGCUGCUUUUCUUUACCUGCAGCGAGUGUGUGUGCUUGAUUUCGCAAAACUUACUAGUUGAGUACGUUUUUGUUUUUUUGUUUUUUGUUUUUUAUUGGUCAUGCCUGCGGUGUCAGUUUCCCCACUUUGAU